Necator americanus (New World hookworm) is the source of this 243-nucleotide messenger RNA. RefSeq lists its product as uncharacterized. The record is from RefSeq and is a predicted model, not a curated record. The coding region runs from base 1 to 243 and encodes 80 amino acids. The transcript has 3 exons. NCBI's taxonomy places the organism in Eukaryota, Metazoa, Nematoda, Chromadorea, Rhabditida, Ancylostomatidae.
AUGGGAGUACUUUUUCACUGCCGAAUAUGGAUUAUGAGGCCGAAGUGUGAUAUGACCUCAAAACAUGGAUUUAUGGGCAAUGGACUUUUUUUUGUUUUGGAUAAAUCUUCUAUCAUGUAUAUUACAUGGAUUACAGGGGUUCAGCUAAAUGGUACUGAAGAUACUGACAUUAAUAAUUUCAUUGGAUCUUUCUGGAAGCGGGAAGAAGUAAGUACAGUGAUUUUCAUGUGUGUAGUAGAAUAA